This is a messenger RNA of Lutzomyia longipalpis, 2929 nucleotides long. Its product is annotated as CD63 antigen-like. Gene Ontology annotation, cellular component: membrane. The record is from RefSeq and is a predicted model, not a curated record. The transcript has 5 exons. The coding region runs from base 498 to 1205 and encodes 235 amino acids. Lineage: Eukaryota; Metazoa; Arthropoda; Insecta; Diptera; Psychodidae.
UCUGGGGCGCUCCACAGUGGAGGUGCAUUUCUUUUUUUUUUAUUUUUAAAAUGAUCUCCUCACCCGGAAAGUGAUUCAUCUUCAAUCACCAGUCAAUUGGCAAAUACAGAUUAAAAAGAAUUUAAUAGGAUUGAUAAGAAAGUCAUUGGAAGUGAUAAAAAUAAACUACGAAGACUACGAAUGAGGCGAAUGAGGCUUAUCAAAAAAAAUAUCACUUGUUUGCAUGUUUUUGCCCACAAAUAGCUGCAACAAAGUAGAAUAUUUUCACAUUUUAUUCAUUAAAAAAGUGAAUUUCAUUUCUUUUGCAACCAGAAAUGUUAAGAAAUUUACUAUAAAAAUAUAAAUUGUGAUUCAUUUUGAAAAAUUUGUGUAAAAUAUUGGUGUAGUUAAAUGUGGAUGAGUGAGGCAAUGGAAAGAUUUUUUGGUUGACUUUACAAAGUGAAAGAAAAACGUCUCAAUUUUCUUAUACAAAUAAAAAGUGAAAGAAAAAUCAAACGAUGGCGUCGUGUGGAAUAAUUUGCGUCAAAUACUUGAUGUUCCUCUUCAAUCUGCUCUUUGCUCUCACGGGCUUGCUGAUUCUCACAGUUGGAGCCAUCGUUCAAUCAUCCUAUCAUCACUACUCGAAUUUUGUGGCAGAUGAAUCAGUCUCAGUGGCCCCGAUUCUUCUCAUAAUUGUCGGCUCGGUUGUCUUCAUUAUUGCCUUCUUCGGAUGCUGCGGUGCCCUCAAGGAGAACUCAUGCAUGGUUCUAACAUUCUCAGUUUUUCUCAUUGUUAUCUUCCUUCUGGAAUUUGGCAUUGGGAUCGCGGGGUACGUGAAGCACGGGCAGCUCGAAGAGAUCCUCGAGAAGGGCUUCAACUCAACACUCCACAACUACGACAAGAGCAUUGAUUCACAGCACGCAUGGCGCCUCAUUCAGAGCGAAUUGUCCUGCUGCGGUGUCCAAGGUCCGCGUGAUUGGGAGCAAGUUUUCCACAAUAACACCCUCCCGAAUUCCUGCUGCGUCCAGAUGCCCGCAAAUACCAACGAAUGCACCAUUGAGCACUCCCUACAGGAUGGGUGUAUGAAGAAGUUGCUGUCCCUCCUUCAAACUAAUGCCCUCAUCUUGGGUGGUGUUGGUAUUGGAAUUGCCGUCGUUCAGCUUUUGGCCGUCUGUUUCGCUUGCUGCUUGUCACGAGCAUUCAAACGAAACUACGAAGCUGUCUAAAACGUGGCGGUAAGAUGGACAAAUUACUAAAAAAAAUCCUUUCAUCACACCAAGGAUUCAUUAUCCAUGUAAGAAUAUAAAAAAAGAAAAUGAAAUUUUGAAAUCUCAAAGUUCCGGUGUAAAAGACGUUUUUUGGAAUAUUUAAUCUGGCGUUUCUUGCUCUUAAAAAUUUAAAAUUUUAUCCCAAAAUAAAUCUCCUUUUUUUAUUGGUGGGAAAAGAAUGAGAGCGAUAAGGAAAAAUAAAUUAAAUGUAUUAAGAAAUUGGGCUACAUUGAAAACUCAAAGGAUAUAUAUUUUGCAAAAUGUUAUAUAGACACAUAUUUAUAAACAAAAAUAAACUUUAUACGCAAACUUUUGAGCUAUAUUUAAGCUUAAAAUUUUCCUUUUUAUUAAUUUGCAUUGAAGAGCUCUUUUUGAGAUUUUCCUUUUUUAAAUUAGAACUGAUUUCCUGAGUUUUUUUAUUUUCUUUAAUGUAAGUUUUUUUGUGAAAUUUUGAGUGGCAAUUCUUAAUAAUUUAUUUGUGAUAAGGUCAGAUUUUAAGUGUAUAUUAGUCAAUUUAAUCUGCAUCAUAAUCUGGUAAUUGGGACCAUUUUUGCAAAGUGGGUUGGAAGACAACAUUUUUGAAGCCACAAAUGGAAGAAGAAAGUCGAGGCUCUCAUAGAAAGGCAAGAAAACCAAAACAGUCCAUUUUUAUUGAAAGAAAAAAAGAAACAAUUAAUUCUAGUUUUUAAGUAAUAAAUAAAGAUUAAGUUGGGCUCUUCAUUUAAUGUGAAAAAAAUACACAGAUUAUUAUAUUUCUAAAUUAAUGUAUAGUUCUAGUCGAUUUAAGGGUUCUAUCUCUCUUUAAUAUUUCACAAAGAAUUUAAUAAUUUUUCAAUUUUUAUUUACAAGAAAAACAGAAAAAAUGUGAAAUUUUUAAGUAUUUUCUCAGGGUGUUUUGUAGAAACAAGAAAAAAGCAUUUAAAAAUAAACGAGGGAAAAAUGAAAAUUUUUAAAUUUCUCUGAGAAAACUUUUUAGAAGUUUUUUUUACAAAAUGAUUUUUUAACAAGAACUUUUUAACUUCAAUUUAAACUAUUUAAAAAUUUAAAUUUCUACUGCAAAUGAGAUAAAAAAAGAAAAAUAAUCAAGCUUUUUGAAAUGAAGAAAACGAUAUUUGAUAUAAACUGAGGAAUAUUGUGCCUCUUUUGUAAGCAAAACAUUUUAUAGAUCUGGAGGUCAGAAGAGCAAUUUAUAUUGGUAUAAUCCUCACACGAUAUAUACAUUAUAUACAUAAAUAUAUUAGCUUUUACGUGUAAUUUAUAAUGAUAAAAAAUCCCCUCUGUAGCCUCAUACAAAAAAAAACUAAUUGAGGGGUUAAUUAAGCAGAAAAGAAACUCAUUUUAAUGAAAAAUAAAUCUGUCCAAGCAUUAAUGUUCAUUUUAAAGAAAAAUCUCUCAGUGUAUAGAAAUGUUUAAAGUUUUGCACUUUAGUUGUCGAAAUGUCCCAAAGAAACCCUUUGUGGUACUUUGGGAUGAUUCUCUCUUGCAAGAAGUUGCUGGAAAAAAGUUUUUUGAAUGGAAAAAUCGAUGAGAUAUUAUAUUAAAUUUAUCAUUUCAUCUCAACACUCAUGUUAAUCGUAAAACUUUGUAAUACGUGUAAAAUUUUAUAAGGAGCAUUUUUUUGGUGUAAAAAUUAUGUGUAAUAACUAUAUAUCUAUAUAAAAAUAAAAUAUUCCUACACACAA